CUGGCGGGAUCUGAGGAAUCUGGACCGAUCUCGUUGGCGAGUGGCGACGCGCAGGGCGGAAUUCUGCCGCCCUCGCACGACAUGCAUUCCCGAGGAGGCCUUUGCAUCGCUCUAACCGAGAAUGAGUGACAAAAAUCAAGUUGAGGGGGCCCCUCACGGUCCAAGCUGAGCAUCCGUACCUUCCUGGCUUCACAACUGGUUGGUGAACAAUGCCCACAUCUUCUGGAGGUGCCUCUUAGUCAAAACUCUAGGUAAAGACGGGAUGGGAACGGUGAGUCAAGUUUGCCGAAUUUAACAUAGGAACAGCCUACGCAACCCACUGAGUAAAAUCAUAAUGAGCACCACCAUCUAAGGAUAUGGAAUUGAGCCAGCACCACCCCCGACAAAUGUGCUGUCUGAGCACACCGAGCGGGGCGCCCAUCCUUCUUCGUCUUUGGCGACGAAGGGCCCACAAAGAUACACACAAGUCGUUCAUAGCUUGAACAUCCGAACUCGAAUUGCUUGAGUAACCCAGUACUGAGACGGCCAACGAGAAGAAGGCAAUUCUAGCCUCAAGUGUGUAAAGCAGGAUAAUACGCAAGUACUUGCUGGCUAGAACUGAACUGUUGGCCAUUACAUUCAGGCAUGAAGAAUAUCAAAGCAAUUUCAACGGUGGUGUGGAAAUGUAGGAGAGGAAAGUGAGUUCUGGAUGGAGUUUCAAGCCAAAUGCUCCUCAAAGUGUGGGAGGCUCUUGCAGCCCAAAAAUCAGCCUAGAAAAACUCAUUAACAAAUAUUUUGUGAGCGUUGGGCAAAGGUGAGUUCCUGUCUCUCCGACUCCCUUCCAUCCCCAUCGAAGAUGAUCUCGCAAGAAGUUGUAUUUUCUCAAUAUGUGAAGUUGAAGCAGUGAGGUGCCAACUGUGAAUGGUGCAUCCAAGCUCGAAGUUCAACCAGGCCCUUCAAUCUCACCAUCUAAUCUCAAUUCAAGUACUCUAGAGCACAUUGCACUGGUACUGGUAGAACAGUAAGCCCCCGUGCAAAGCAUUGGUCGGACGUCGCCUCCUCUACGUACCUCACAUCAGCACAUCAUAUGCAUGUAUCUCGACAAGCCUUGUCAUAAAGGGACUUGAUUGAAGUCAUCAUCAAGCGACUCCCGUGACUCAUUUGUAUGGCAAAGGUGUAAAUUCCGCCAAAUUUGGAAUCCACACAAUCGACGACAGUGUGGUGUUAGAAAGUGAUCAUCACUUCCUCCGGGACUUUGAGCAGCCCAUCGUCAUGAGUGAUAGUGAGAGCGAGGCACCCAUGUCCAUGAGAAAUCAUCGGCUGUCCUCCAUCAUCGAAGAAGACGAUUGCCGGAGCCACGACUCGAGUCCUAAUCCCAAAUCGACUUUGGGUCGAAUUAACGAUAUGACUCCCGAGCCCGAUAUGGAGAAUCCUUUAGAAGCCGCCCUGGCCGCCAUAGACAGCCUGGCCAAUGACGAGGACUUCCAAGAUGUUGACAAAGAGAACGAAGACACUUGGAAUACGCGAAGAUCUUCGGAUGAAGAUAUCCGGAUUCGGAAUUUGCGGAACGCUCGAAGCAAUAGCCGCGAAUCGUCCACUCAGUUCGGAAUGAAAAGCCCUCGAGAAGACAAGCCAGACAAGGGUUCGGUUCUAAGGAGUCAAUCCGGGUCUCCUGACAGUCAUCAAGAGUUCGAAUUGAACGAAGAACAAUGCGAGGAUGGAAACAAAGAGGAUCUUGACCAAGAGCCCACCCCUCCACCCUUUAAAGAACGGAUCAUAAUGGCCAGGAGGAGCCAUAGUCCGCCAUUGAAACCGGCCAACCUCAAUCCAUUGGAAGAACUCCCCAUAGGCCCAUCGGCCUACAAAUCCAACUAUAACAUCAUAGAGCCGUCCUCCAAUGCUAUUAACGAUGCCAAUCUCCUCCCCUGUCCAACAUGCAGUCGGACUUUUCUUCGACCAGCCUUGGAAAGGCACGUCAAGAUUUGUGAAAAAGUCAACUUUAAAAGCAGGAAUGUCUUCAAUGUGGCCAAAAGAAGAUCCGAGGGCAAUCCAAUUUCCCCCAAACCAGCUUGUGAACGACAACCUAAACGUAAAUCGGUGAAACCGGAGGAUGUAUUGAAGGAGUGUCCUCACUGUUCAAGAAAGUUCGGACCAAAGCCUUAUGAUCGCCACGUUCAAUGGUGUGAAGAGAAAUCAAGCAGACUUCAAGAUUCGCCAAACAAGGAUCUGGUGGCAUUAGCAAAACUUCACGCUCGAACAAAUUACCGUCCAAGAACCCCUGCCAAAUAUAAAGAGGGCUCUCCCAGCCGGAAAACCAGCAUCUCAAGUACUGUAAGAACAAUGGAAAGCCCUCUGCCUGGAGAAUUUGAACACUCGGGCCUGCAUCGAUCCGAUAGUAGAAGCAGCAGAAGAUCUUUGGAGCGAAAGUUGAGCAAUAUCUCAUCCAUUCAAUCAACCGAUCACAUUGCCGAAACCCAAGAAACCCAUUUCAUUCGAGCUGUCACUGGCCGUGGUAGCAUCAAAAGAGGUCCAGCACCAACCAAGGCCUCCCAGCUGCGACAAUUGGUCAAGCAAAAAGAGCAGGAAGAGCAUGAAAAUGAUUGCCCGAUCUAUCAGAAGAACCCGAUUCCAGCCCCGACUACCUACGAUCCUCUGAAGUCCAGGGCUUCUUACGUACCAAGGACGUCUAUGAGUCAGCUUCCAUCCAUGAGUCAAUCCAUGUACGCUCCUCCGGGCACCCCUUCAUCAAUCCGGCGACAGACUCAAUCUCCGAUGUCCAUGACCAAUUCUUUAUACAAUGGCAUGCCUCGAACCCCGAGUACGGUUCGAAGAAGGUCGGCCUCCCCAAUGAGGCGCUCCACUACCAUGAGUCCAUCUUCCUAUGGUUUCCAGCCCGUUGUCAAACCAUCCGUGGUCAGGCCCAUGAAUAAAGAAAGUAUGGAUAUACCCCAAAGGGGCUCCUAUCGUCGGGACCCCGAGGGCAUUGACAGUUCGACAGAUAAAGGCCAAAUUGGAACCUAUGACCACAGCAAACAAUACGACCCUUACCAGUCUGCGGCAAAACAGAUGCAGGAGCUGCUUUUUGGCUCGCCAAUUCCGCCAAACCAAGGCUCAGCCAAUUCAGCGUUUGACAACCUUCGUCCCUCCACCAAUUCAGCCUUUCAGAAGUACAUUCCAAGCACUGCUGAUAUCAACACCAAACUUAAUGGCUCUCACAAAAUUGGUGUUGAUCUUAAAUCACCGAUUAAGCCGCUCUCUUCUACGUCAGCCUUGUUUAGUUCAGUAAUGCCAAUUGAGCAAAAUCGCUCGAAUCUUGCCAAUGUGGCUGCCAAUGGAACACGCUCGGGGUCCAAAAGCCCAAAGGUUGCCAGGUUCUGCCAUGAAUGUGGAAAUCCCUUUGCUCUGCCAAAUAUUCGGUUUUGUUGUGAAUGCGGAGUUAAGCGUUUGUAUUGCUGACCAAUCCGUUCCAUUUUAUCUAUCACACAUCUACUUAAGCUAUAUACUUUUAUAAGAAUAACUUAUAACCAGUGAUUGGUGAGCUUUCUAACGUACGUAAGUAAUUGGGCAACUCGAUUUGUCUUCUCCACAUUUCAAAUGACCAUCUCAUAACUAUAAAUCCAAAAUUUACAAGGAACAUGGUCUUACCCUUGUCAUUCACUGUGUCAUUUGUAACACAAUCCUCUCGGUGAUUAAACUUAUUUGGUGCUCUAA
Molecule: messenger RNA, 3690 nt
Organism: Tigriopus californicus
Lineage: Eukaryota; Metazoa; Arthropoda; Copepoda; Harpacticoida; Harpacticidae
Exons: 6
Coding region: 1252-3435 (727 amino acids)
Source: RefSeq, a predicted model, not a curated record